Sinocyclocheilus anshuiensis is the source of this 3574-nucleotide messenger RNA. RefSeq names its product zinc finger protein 281-like. Gene Ontology annotation, molecular function: DNA-binding transcription factor activity, RNA polymerase II-specific; RNA polymerase II cis-regulatory region sequence-specific DNA binding. The record is from RefSeq and is a predicted model, not a curated record. NCBI's taxonomy places the organism in Eukaryota, Metazoa, Chordata, Actinopteri, Cypriniformes, Cyprinidae. Gene Ontology annotation, biological process: regulation of transcription by RNA polymerase II. The transcript is spliced from 9 exons. The coding region runs from base 313 to 2991 and encodes 892 amino acids.
UGUGCGAUAGUUCACUAUCGGACGCUGCUCCAAUGCCCUGGAUCAGAGCGUCUGUCUCCUCGCAGGACCCGUCCGCUCUACCCACAGUUCCCCGCGCUCAGACAAGAUGGAGGAACGCAGCAGCUGUAGGAGAACAAUGUUUGGACUCUGAACAUUAAAAUAAACGAUCGAGGGGGGAAAAUACAUACAGAGAGAACCAACAGUGGACAUGCACUGGAUGAGUGAGGUGGCCUUGCAUUGAAGCAGACCCUGUCGCCCCCUGUUCCAGCAUCAGCGUCAGUGUGAUUACACUCUGAGCCUUGCCCCUUCAACAUGAGCCUGAUCCAGGACAAACUUGGCAAUGAGUUCCUCCGCUCCAAUGGUGGCAUGGAGCCAGGCUUCGGUCCGGGCAUGCUCAUGUUCAGCCACCUUCCCCCUGUUACUAGCUUCACCCGGCUGGCCAGUCAAACAGUUAUGGCUGAUCUGCAGCCCCACGAGAUGAUCUUGAAGAAGGAGAGGGACUCGCCGGGCUGUGGAGGAGGGCUGAGUACUGGAGGCAUGGGUGGUGGAGGUUGCAUAGGAGGGAUGAUGGGAAGCAUGGGAGAUUACGUUCAUGCAAUGGGCAUUAAACAGGAGAAGGUCUCUGAACAUGAUUACAGGCUGCCUCUCUACCCGGGAUGUGGAGCCGGAACUGGAAUGCGAAGUGGAGGAGAGUUGCUGGAGGUCUCGCUGGGCAACCAUCAGAACCUGGUGGUGCACGACCUCAGUCUGGGAAACCUGUCAGGACGGCUGGUAAAGGAAUCCUCAGGGAGGAAAGGUCGAAGGUCAAACGGCGAGGGACAGGAGGCCAAGACACGGAGGAAACGAGGAGAGUCGAAGUCAAUGAUGCUGGAUCCAGAUGGAGGGAGCUUGUCUCCAAACUCCAAACCGCACAUCUGUGAGCACUGCAAUGCAGCAUUCAGGAGCUCCUAUCAUUUACGCAGACAUGUGCUUAUACACACAGGUGAGAGGCCUUUCCGCUGCACUCAGUGUAACAUGAGCUUCAUUCAGAAAUACCUCUUACAGAGACACGAGAAGAUCCACAGUGGAGAGAAGCCAUUCAGCUGUGACCAGUGCAACAUGCGUUUUAUUCAGAAGUAUCACAUGGAAAGACACAAGAGAACUCAUAGUGGAGAAAAGCCAUAUAAGUGUGACACCUGCCAACAGUAUUUUUCCAGAACGGACCGGUUGCUGAAGCACAAGCGGACAUGUGGAGAUGCCAUAAAAAAGGGUGUGGAUGGGGCAGAGCACGAGUUGGGCUCAGCAGGCGACGGAGAACACGGCAGCUACGGAAUCUCUCAGGGAAAUGCUGCUACGCCUAGCCGCAAGCGGGGCAAGACAAAAAAUGCUGGUGACGGGGGUGAACGAAAACGUAAGAAGUCAUCUGGGUCUAUGGGAGUGUUGCAUAGUCAGGGGGCGGACAGUUACGGGGUGCAUGACUUUGGCUCAGCCGGGAACCACACGCUAUCAACAACAUCAUCUUCAGCCCAGCCGGGCCCCAGCAUGCAUGGUGAACACGGCCGGGCUCCCAAGAUGCCUUUCAAGAAGGGGAACAGGAAGUCCCUGGAGAAAAAUACUCACCCCAUGGAUCAAUCCAAGCCAGGAGGCAUGGAAUUGCCUGCGGGAGGAGGCUUGGACAGCCUCGGGCUUCUUCCAUGUCCAGGGGCCAAAGUUGGUCCCAGCAGCUGUAACUAUGACGAUGCCAUGCAGUUUCUGAAGAAGAGGCGAUACCUCCAUGUGCCGAACAGUGGCGGUGCUGCUUCUGGAGCUUCAGACUAUGACGUAGGUGUCAGUCAUCUGCAGUCGCAACCGACGGUCAUUCAGGGUGUCGUUUCUGGGGUCCUAGAUGGCGACGCUGCACUGGGCCUCCUGGACUCAUCCCCUUUGGGAGAUAUAAAGCAGGACAAGUCUGGUAUCCCAGAUGAGGUUCUCCAGAGCUUGUUGGACCACUAUGCUCACAAGCCUGAAGUGACCUUUGACAUCACCGAUCCCCAUCACGUUGAGCUCCAGCCAGCCACCACUGAUGCUGCAGACCCGUUGGGAACUGAGGACACCCAGUCAAGUCCCAACAGUGGUGACAAAGCCGUAAUCAUGCAUGAGUACUCACGUUUUCUACUACAGGCACUAGAGAGGACCAGUCACAGCGCAAGCUUCCCGCUGGGUUCCAGUUCUGCCGUGACUACCACAGGACCAUUUUCAGGCCCUAGCCCGCUUUUGUCAAACAAGCAUGUGUAUACUUCCUCACCUCUCGAGUACUCGUUCUCUCAACCUGUCUCGUCUUCGCCCUCCCUUUCAUCUGUGCCAAAGUCCCACUUUGGUCUCCUAGAGGGCUCGUCGCCUCCAACGGGCUUCCACUUGAGCAGCCUGGAGCAGUCUGCACACACGCAGCAGCUCACACCUUCCCAGGAGCUCACCGAACAGCUGGAUAAGCAGCACACUUCCCCUCCGCCACCUCCACUCCCCCCCAACACCAACGCCUACCAGAUCACACCUCAGCCUCCCAACCUGGGCGAUCCAAAGGAACCGCAAGGGCCGAAAAAUGGAGCCGCAGCCACCACAGGAGGAUUCUCCCUGGCUGCUUCCCAGGACCUGGCUACGCUGAACCCAGCCAAGGCUCCUUAUCAGAUCGAGAACUUUGCCCAGGCUUUUGGGACGCAGUUUAAAGGGGGCAGAGUGUCCCUGGCCUUCAGCAGUGACUCGGGGGGAGAGAUAACUCACCGCUUACAGACAUCAGUCUCCGAAUUCUCAGGGUAUAGCAGUCUCUUGGCUGAUGCCAGCGACCCAGUCAGCAGUGGCUCCAAAACCCCAACAAGCCAAAGCUACAGGACAGAACCACAUGCAAGAUUGUUCGACAGGCGGACUUCUCUUAGGGAACACAAAUUGACCACUAGGACUCAUUUAGGAAGGUUGGGGUACUCCGUUCACAACAAAGGUAGUAAUAAUAAUCACAUUAAUGAGGAGUGUGAUGACUAAAAAGAAAUCAUCACAGCUGAUGUUUUUAUACCUCAAAUCACUGGUGACAGAAGCAGGGAUAUCAAAGAGUGACUGUAUGUAGCAUGACUGAUGUGGCUACCGUUAAGAAACGCCUCAAAUAGUCCCUUUACCAUGACAACUUGUCAUUUUUUGUAUUGUGCUAUUUACUUUUUCCCUCUUCAGAGACAAUUUUCUGAAUGCAAGGUUCUUGACGUUGGUCACUUUGUAUUUCAAUAACUGUAAGGUCAGGAGAUCCAAAGAUGCUAUGAAUUGAAAUUUAAAUGUAUUCAGAUUGUGCACAGGCUAUCAAUUUAUUUUUGUUUUAAAUUCAACCUGUGCCCCGCAGUUAUGUUCUGUAAUUUGUUUUAUGAUUUGAUGUGAAGCACAGCUGAAAUAUGAUUUCCGGUUCAAUGUGUAAAGCCCCCCUCAGAGACUGUUAAGCCUUGAAUGAUAUCCUAUGUGGCUUGAAUAAUGUCAGCCAUCAGCCUGUCAGUGGUUGCCACCAUAAGGAUCUCUUGACACUUUUUAUUUUAAUUUGUUCUUUUUUGGCUUCACGCUGUAUAUUCCUGAAAGUAUUCAUUUU